Messenger RNA from Sturnus vulgaris (Common starling), 1416 nucleotides. RefSeq names its product protein O-mannose kinase (gene POMK). The record is from RefSeq and is a predicted model, not a curated record. NCBI's taxonomy places the organism in Eukaryota, Metazoa, Chordata, Aves, Passeriformes, Sturnidae. Gene Ontology annotation, biological process: protein phosphorylation; carbohydrate phosphorylation; protein O-linked glycosylation. Gene Ontology annotation, molecular function: ATP binding; protein kinase activity; carbohydrate kinase activity. Gene Ontology annotation, cellular component: endoplasmic reticulum membrane.
CUGAAAAAGCCGUAUAGGCAUAUAGCCCGUUCAUCCCCGGGCUGGAAAGAGGGUCCUGCUUAGCCUCCGUCUUUCACGGAGGAUGCGGAAGGCACGGCCAUGGAAAAGAAACCGCAUUUUGUUAGGAGGGAGUUUCUUCCCAGAGAGGUGCCAUCCGUCUCACUGGCGUUACUGCUUGCCGCCGUCCUGCUCCUUAAUGCCCUUCUCUACCUGUACCUCAACAAGUUUUACAUCUCUCUGGGACGUGUCGAAACGGACCAUGGCAUCUGCCCUUUUGGGUAUUUCAAAUUCGGAGCGAUGAAGAAUUGUUCCCCGUGGCUUUCCUGCGAGGCCAUAAAUACAGAAGUCAGGAAACUCAAGUGUGUUGGCGAAGGUGCUGUAAAAAAGGUCUUCCUUUCUGAGUGGAAGGAAAAGAAAGUGGUUCUUUCACAGCUCACCAACUCAGAGCUGAAGGAGGACUUUCUCCAUGGAUUGAAGAUGCUGAAAGCCCUUCAGAGCAAGCAUGUUGUCCGGCUGCUUGGCUACUGUGAGCAGCAGUUCACAAUCCUCACCGAGUACCAUCCUCUUGGUUCACUGAGAGGCCUGAAUGAAACUCUCCACAUUCCUAAAUACAAGGGCAUGAACACCUGGCAUCGCAGACUAAUGCUUGCUAUAGACUACGUGAGUGUCAUUCGGUACCUGCACAGCAGCCCCCUGGGCACCUUAGUGAUGUGCGACUCGAAUGACCUGGACAAGGUUCUCUCCCAAUAUCUCCUAACAAGUGACUUUCAUGUUCUGGUGAAUGAUUUGGACGCUUUGCCUCUUGUGAACAGGAGUGCUGGCAGGCUGGUGAAAUGUGGUCACAGGGAGCUCCGGGGUGAGUUUGUAGCUCCUGAGCAGCGUUGGCCCUAUGGAGAAGAUGUGCCAUUUGAAGAUGACCUCAUGCCUCCUUAUGAUGAGAAAACAGACAUCUGGAAAAUCCCAGAUGUCUCCAAUUUUUUCUUGGGCCAUGUUGAAGGAAGUGACAUUGUACGACUGCAUCUGUUUGAUAUCCAUGCAGCGUGUAAGAAGAAGGACCCGGCAGAACGGCCCUCUGCCCAAGAGGUCCUAGACACCUACAGGAAAGUUUUAACUCUGCUUAUUCGGGAGGCAGCUAUGCCUGGUACUAGAGAAAUGUUAUAGUGACUCACAAGGCAAACAACAUACUGAUGUUUUAAGUUGAUGUCCUUCCUAUUUAUGCAGCUUGCCUGAUGGGCAAAACCUCUGUCCUCAAAACAGAAGAAAAGAACAACUGAACUUGUACGUCUUGAUUAAAAAAUAAAUAAAUUUAAAAAUCCCCCAAUUCAAAAGCUGUCAGGCUCUCCAUUGGCAUGUUUAAUCUACCAUUGGAAGAGGAGGAGGGAAAGAAAUGAAGUUGUGUGAGUGCAGGGGAAAUUU